AUGGAUACAAGUGAUUAUUAUAUUCUUAAUGGAAAUAAAUUUUGGAUUACAAAUGGACCAGAUGCAGAUGUAAUUAUUGUUUAUGCAAAAACAACUCCAAAUAGUGAAAAACCUCAACAUGGUAUAUCAGCAUUUAUUGUUGAAAAAAAUAUGGAAGGCUUUUCAGCAGGAAAAAAACUUGAUAAAAUGGGUAUGCGUGGAUCAAAUACAUCUGAACUUAUAUUUGAAGAUUGUAAAGUUCCAGCUAAAAAUUUACUUGGUAAAGAAAAUCGUGGUGUUUACGUAUUAAUGAGUGGUUUAGAUUUUGAACGUCUUGUACUUGCUGCUGGUCCUGUUGGUUUAAUGCAAGCUUGUUGCGAUAUUACUUUUGAAUAUGCACAUACUCGAAAACAAUUUGGUAAACCAAUAGGUACUUAUCAAUUAAUACAAGGAAAAAUGGCUGAUAUGUAUACAACAUUAAAUGCUUGUCGUUCUUAUUUGUAUUCAACAGCAAGAGCAGUUGAUAAAAAUAUUAUAAGUAAUAAGGAUUGUGCCGGUGUUAUAUUAUAUUGUGCUGAAAAAGCUACACAAUUAUGUCUUGAUGGUAUACAAGUUCUUGGUGGUAAUGGAUAUAUCAAUGAUUAUCCAACAAGUCGUAUUUUACGUGAUGCGAAAUUGUAUGAAAUUGGUGCUGGUACAAGUGAAGUUCGACGACUUCUUAUUGGACGUUCUAUUAAUGGGGAAUAUGGAAUAAAAUCCUAA
Messenger RNA from Rotaria sordida, 741 nucleotides. NCBI's taxonomy places the organism in Eukaryota, Metazoa, Rotifera, Eurotatoria, Philodinida, Philodinidae. The record is from the annotation of a GenBank genome assembly.